AUGGCAAGGUCGUAUACACCCGACGAGCUGGCAGCCGCCGAAGGCUUGCUUCUUCUGUGGGCGAGCCGAAGCGCCACAGCCACCCCACGCGACGUCCAGGGAGCUGUGAGCAAUAGUCACGAGAUAAAUAGCCAUGAGGAUACCGAGCACAGUCAGCAGCAUGACGAUAUGCAGACUUCCCGCGGCCACGAUGUGGAUAUGCUGCCACCCUCUCCUCCCCAGAUUCGGCCUCAUCCUCAUUUGAGCGCUGCUCAUAGACAUGAGCCAGGCAGUAUCUCUCAUAGUCGAGUGAUCCAGCCUCCUAUCGCUGUGGGCCUCUUUCCGCAACACCCUCAUCUCAUCACAGCUCGUACUGCCUCACAGAACAGCUUCCCUGGGUUGCGAGCAAACAUCCCCCCGUUCCAUGAAGAGGGCUCUCCGCAGUAUGCUCAAGACCAGGAGCAGCGUCAGAUCACACGCUUGAUGAUUCUGCGCCAUGUGAUGAACAACAGACCACCCGGAAGAGCCGAAGCUGCGCGGCAGAACAUCAUGCAGCGCUUCCCACCGCGUGGCGGCCGCCUGUAUCGCGAGCAGACAUCUCGGCUCGGUCGAAUCCCAGGUGCUGCACAAGGCCACACGAAUCGAUUGCCUCCACGCUUCUUGCCUGCGAGAAACUCCCGACCCGCUGGUCCGCGCCAUGUAUCGUCGGGCAACCAGAAUCCGGGACACACUGGAUCAACUCAGCACAACCCACAGACCAACACCGCCGCUUACGAUGCCUCGGGUAGAACCGCCAAUUCAACCACCGGUGUCAACGGCUCAGCUGCAUCCUCUUCUCAUCGGGAGCAAAGCACCGCAGACUCCCAUCCUGGUAUGUCGCUGCAGAAGUAUCUAAUCCGGCAGCAGAUGAUCGCGGGCGUACAGCCAGAGGAGAUCGCACCCAUCCGUCCUCAGGGGAUGGUGAACAGGCCUUCGGCUCCGGUUGUAUUGCAGAUCAGAACCGACGCUGUUGCCGUGCCUAGAAUCCCACCUGCGCAGUUCAGCGGACCACUUCGGCCUCUUCGGAUCGUGCCAUGCGGAGCUCCUGGGUUCAUCAACGGGCCAGUCACCAGGGACACUGCACUACACAGCCAUCCUGUGAAUCAGGACCCCGAACCUAAGUCUGAAGACGACAAGCCAGCGGCUACCGACAACAAACCUCAACCUCAGACCCCGCAGCGUCCAGCAAGUUCUCGCUAUCUCACACGCUCUGUCACACGGCGCACCCGGGACCAGAACAGCCUGCACACCUCUACGCCUGACUCCCAAGCACCAGCAUCAGCGGUGGUCAAAUCCGAACCCGACACCGACCCAGCCGCUCAUCCACCCCGUCUCCUGCCCAACACACCAGCCCCAGACAACAACAACAAUAACAUCAACAUACUCUGGGCCCAAGAAGAGAUCCCAGAGGAAGAACCCCGUCAACCUUCCACCAUUACCAUCACAAUCCCGCACAACAAUUUCGACCUCCUCUCCGCCCUCUCCGCCCACCCCGAACUCACCGUGAUGGUCACCGACCUCCUCCACCCCGAGGACAUCCUAACCCUACUCUCCCUCUCGCGCCCCCUCCACCAAUCCCUCCACCACAACCUCCCCACAAUCAUAACCCACCACCUCCAACACCUCAACACCAACCACCCCACCAACAUAUCCGACACCUUCCCCCUGAUCUGCUACCCAAGCCUCUACACCACUAACCCCUCAAACCCCCACCCCCAGCCACGCGCUAAACUAGGCUACCUCCUAAUGCUCACCACUCGCACCACCACCAUCAACCGCAUCCUCACCACCUUGCUCGCAGCCAACAUCUUCCUCCCCGCAGGCACGGCCCUCAUCCUCCGUAAGCUCUGGUUCCUGAUGGACGUCCCCGACAACCACCGCCGCGAGUGGACAGUCCGCAACCGCAAUCUGUGGUCGGAUCUGGAUCUGUUUCUGGGUGUGUUUUUCCUGGUCCAGGUCGAUGCGUUUCUGGAGGAGGUGAAGGGCGUGACGAGGUUUACGGUUAUGCGGCAGUUGUGUCUUGCGCAGCCGUCGUUGGUUGUUUUGGCGGAUUAUCUGGAAGUGGGGAGGUGGAAGAGGGGGGGGACCUUUGGACCUGGUGGUGCUGCUACUGGUCAAGAAGAGGAAGAUAGUGAGGUGAAGGGGACGGAUGGGGGUGCGGGUAAGGAUGGUGAUAUGCUCGAGGUGAAGGACGGAAACGAAGGGCGUGCUGGACCUGCAGUCCCUGGAGAUCCUGAACCCACUGAACCCACCAACCCAGUACCCAUUACAACCACCCCAUCCUCAUCCACACCCAGCACCACACCCACCGAAGAAGACCUCGAACCCCUGCAAUACGAAUACUACGGAAGGAAGAACACCCCCACAAAAAUCAAACUGCUGCGCCCCGACCAGUGGAUCAUGCGCGAGCUCCUGCACCGCGGGCUGGAUCUGCAGAAAAUGUACAAGCUGGUGUUUGGGGAUGGCGGACGCGAACAGUUCGAGACCCCCGGCAUCGCGGGGCAGAGGGUCACCUGGGAUGAGCAGAUGCGGAUGGCGACGCUGAGGAGCCAGGUGGAUUGGAUGGAGGUUGUGAGGUUGGAUCGGUGAAAGCCUGG
Messenger RNA from Aspergillus uvarum CBS 121591, 2615 nucleotides. RefSeq lists its product as uncharacterized. Bases 1 to 2607 code for a protein of 868 amino acids. Lineage: Eukaryota; Fungi; Ascomycota; Eurotiomycetes; Eurotiales; Aspergillaceae. The record is from RefSeq and is a predicted model, not a curated record. The transcript has a single exon.